Messenger RNA from Ceratina calcarata, 1118 nucleotides. RefSeq names its product regulatory particle non-ATPase 11 (gene Rpn11). The record is from RefSeq and is a predicted model, not a curated record. NCBI's taxonomy places the organism in Eukaryota, Metazoa, Arthropoda, Insecta, Hymenoptera, Apidae. Gene Ontology annotation, molecular function: metallopeptidase activity; protein binding. The transcript has 6 exons. Bases 122 to 1057 code for a protein of 311 amino acids.
GUUGUCAGCGAGUUGCUUACAAAGGGAAUGCUCAUUUAAUUCUAUGAAUGACAAAUAAAUUGUGGUAUUUUUUAUCAGCAGUAUAAUUUAAUAGAACUUUCCCAAGAAAUAAAAUAAAGAGAUGGAUCGAUUAUUGAGAUUAGGUGGAGCUAUGCCAGGUCUUAGCCAAGGACCCCCUCCUUCAGAUGCUCCAGUUGUUGAUACUGCAGAACAAGUGUACAUAUCAUCUUUAGCUCUUCUGAAAAUGCUUAAACAUGGACGUGCCGGUGUUCCCAUGGAAGUGAUGGGUUUAAUGCUUGGAGAAUUUGUUGAUGAUUACACUGUCCGUGUUAUCGAUGUAUUUGCUAUGCCCCAAACAGGAACGGGAGUUAGCGUUGAGGCAGUUGAUCCAGUAUUUCAAGCAAAAAUGUUGGACAUGCUUAAACAAACUGGUCGGCCGGAGAUGGUAGUUGGCUGGUACCAUUCUCAUCCAGGAUUUGGAUGUUGGCUGUCAGGUGUAGACAUAAAUACCCAACAAUCGUUUGAAGCUCUUAGUGAGAGAGCAGUGGCUGUUGUUAUUGAUCCCAUACAGUCGGUAAAAGGAAAAGUUGUCAUUGAUGCAUUUAGAUUAAUCACACCUAACACUAUGGUUUUGGGUCAGGAACCCCGUCAAACAACAUCUAACUUAGGUCAUUUACAAAAGCCAUCAGUUCAAGCAUUGAUUCACGGUUUGAAUCGUCAUUACUAUAGUAUUAGCAUCAACUAUCGUAAGAACGAACUGGAACAGAAAAUGCUAUUGAAUCUACAUAAAAAGACAUGGAUGGAUGGUCUUACACUUGCUGAAUAUUCGGAGCAUAGCAAACUAAACGAAAGCAUUGUAUCCGAAAUGCUCGAACUUGCUAAGAAUUAUAAUAAGGCAUUGGAAGACGAAGAAAAGAUGACACCUGAACAGCUGGCUAUAAAGAAUGUGGGUAAGCAAGAUCCAAAACGACAUUUAGAGGAGAAAGUGGAUACACUUAUGUCUACGAACAUCGUUCAGUGUUUGGGAGCAAUGCUCGAUACAGUUGUAUUCAAAUAACUAUUUCUUAAAAUACCAUUUGCAAUAUAUUACUUAAAAAAAUAUACACCUUUUUAAAAUG